AUGCAUAGUCAUGCCCGCAACUACCGCACUGGCGCGGCGGCCCUUUCCGACUCGAAGAACGAUCGCACCCCCGCCGCGUCGUUCAAACCACCCCGACCGGCGGUCACGGCCAUCUCAGUACCGACCGCUUUCGGCGCCGAUCCGCACACGGACAGGAAUGGACAUCGCACCGCAAACCAUGACAGUCGCUUCUCGCCUCAGACGCGCUAUGCGCCCGUCAGUCAGCCAUCGCGAAGGCCGCUCACCUCGUUCCAAGCACGUGCCCCCGCCGCCUCGUCUUCGUCGUACCGCGCGACCCCACCUGCCGCUCCUCGGCUGUUCUCGGGCCGCACCGAACGUAUCGUCUCCACCUACGCUAUGGAUGACUGUGCGCCCUACGUUGCUCGUGCAGAAGCGGCCAGGGAAGCGCAAGCACGAUUGAACCCGUUUGUAUCUGCGGGCGAGGCGCGCAACGGCGCGAGGCAAGCAUUUCACACCGAGCGUCGACGCACUGACGGCUGCGAUUCCGAUUCCGAGUCAAUCAGCUACAAGCCCUCACGAUCCUACGGUGACAAUAAUCAGUACGUGUUCGAUAACGAUCGCCAGGUUCGGAUCAAGCAGCAGCAAACCCGCGACAAGCAAAAGUCCGAACGAGCACUUCAAAAGGAGAAACAGCUCGCGCUCACCCCGGCUUACCAGGCCGACGAGAAGAAGCGAGCUGCCGACAAGCUCGAACGACUUCGCGCCGAGGGGCCGUCGAUGGUCGGUAAACCACUCAAGAGACGCAAUUCAGUUGACGAGAACGUCUCGACCGAUAGCUCCGGUGCCACCUCGGUCAAACCAAGUCGUCGUCGCUCUCCAACGUCCCAGAAGGCUGAGGAGCUACUGGGUUUUCUCGGCCCGGAGAAAUGCGCCGCGAGCUCUAGGACAAAACUUUCGCAAAAGGUUAACUCUGACGAUGAUGUGCUGUCCCCGUCGUCCUCGCCGGUCAAAGGGCCCACGUCCUCCUCGAGAAAGGUAAAGAAGAAAAACCGGAAGAAGCUCCGGCAGCACUCUGACGAUGAGCUCUCUGAGUAUGCGACGGCUCCGAUGCGCAUCUCAUUGAGCCCGUCGCCCGCGCCCGCCGCCCCCGUACCGAAACCAAAAGUCGUCUACGACUUGGCUACUCUUUUGGCGGAGGAGAACGCGUCCGUCGAGGUCGAGGUCAAGUGGAUGAAGCGCGCCCGGAAAAUGAAGCGAUCCGAGAUCAAGGAUGAUGUCGACACGAGCGAUUCGAACAGCGGGCAAUCGGAUGCAGACCGCCAACUUGUGCACCAGGAGAUGCGGAUCCGACGCGAGAACCAAGCCUCUCCGGACCCCUUGCUCGAAGGCGAAGGUCUGUUUGCCCAUAAUUCGCACAGAAACGCCUCGAGUCGCGACUGACGGUACAUUCCCUUGAUACAGACGAACUGCCGGAUCCUUCGACGCUCUGUCCGUUCUGCAGCAGUGUUCUUCCCUCGGAGCCCUCGAAAGAGCUCUCAUCAUUGAAAAAGUACUUGCUUGGUCGACCGAAUAUCACUCCCAACCCCAGCAAGCGCAACCCCUUGGGCAAGCGAUUGCCCGUCGUCGAGACGGCGUCGUUUUGUCGUCGACAUCGAUGGGAGACCUCCGUCAUUCCCGAGGGCAAGGCUCGCGGUUGGCCCACUACAAUCGACUGGGAGGCUUUGCCCAAGUGAGUCACACCGGUCUGGGUAGGGUUGAUAGUGGCGAUAAGGAAAGCUGACGCGAGCGUGCAUGACUCGCAGGCGAGUGGGCGCUCGGGAGUUUUCGGACCAUUUGUCCCAAAUCAUAAUGCAGAGGAAGCCCAGCCGGUUCUUCGACAUUGCCAAGAGGGAAUGGGAAGCCAAAGGUAGCAAGAUCAACAACAUUCUGUCCGAAUUCAAGUCGUCCGAGGUCGAGUUGCCCGGAUAGUCAGUCUUCCCCCUCUGCCACGAGCUUUUCCUGUCCGCGCGCUGACUUCGACUCGACUUUUCGAUACCAGCUACGGUUUGAUUGGGCAAGAAAAGUUGAUUCACCUACUGAAUAAGCUCUUUGUCGUCGAUGCACCACUCCUCACGACGUACAAAGCCUUGCCACUCGACGUCAGCGCCUACAUCCGCCGCGUCCUUGUGCCUGAAACGGCAGUCGAACUGAUUCGGCGGGACCUCAAACUUGAUCUCGGCGACCCGGACACCCGCGGCGAGGCCGAGCGCGUGUGCCAGGAGUCACGCGAGUUCGGCCAGGCCAUGUUCUCGACGACCCAAAAGGAAGAAAAGGAGAUGAGGGCCAGCGUACUCGACGAACAACGCCAAAAGUCGCGGAAGAAGGAAGAGGAGAAGGAAAAAGAGCUGCAAAGACGCAAGGAGAAGGCCAAGAAGGCGACGCAGCGGAGGAAGAAAUAUAUUCAGGCCCGAGCGCUGCGCAACGCACACCGGCUUCAGCGUGGAGGCUCGGUAGAUCUCGGAGAAGACUUGUCGUUGGCUGUCGGGAUGCCGAACGGUACGGGAAGGGACACGGAGACAACUAGGGCUGAGCGGAAACCUCGCGCUGCAUUGCACCGGGAGCAGCAGCUGGCGAACAGCAAUGGACGGACUACGGCGGCGCCAGCCCAAGCCGCCGGCCUUCCCGUGCGAAGCAGCAUCGGGGACUCUGACGACACCGAUUCUGAUCGGAAAUUGAUGGUGCCUCUGUUUGAAACGAGCGAAAGGAUCUCUCUCGGGACGACGUCCCCUCCGAAGCGCAUACCAAGGAAGAAACUGGAUCUCGGGUUGAGGGGAAAGAAGCGGAGGCUGGGGGAGGAAGAGGGGCCUGCGGUCGUAACCCUCGAAGAAUCGUCGGAUGAUCUCAACACUGAUUGA
Molecule: messenger RNA, 2855 nt
Organism: Microbotryum saponariae
Lineage: Eukaryota; Fungi; Basidiomycota; Microbotryomycetes; Microbotryales; Microbotryaceae
Source: the annotation of a GenBank genome assembly